AUGGAUUACCUGUCGGUACCCGAUAGUCCGCAACAACCUCGACGGCGUGAUUUGGAUGUACCAAAAAUGUGGAACGAGCUACGUAAGAAGAGCAUCAGCGAGUUGAGUCUAGUGUUCGAUAUAUUCCGCGGACGAAGUCCAUCCACCAGUCAGGUAAUGCACCCCGAAAGGGAGCGAGCUUGUCAGUCGACUGGUAAUCUUCAGACACCGCCAAAAGCGGGACAUCGUCGACGGCGGAUGCAACGCACUUGGAAGGCGCUAUCCGCUGCCAACCUUGCUCGGCACUACGUCCUUGUUCAAGAGGAGAAGGCGAUGCAAGCGGUACCCACUGCGCCUAUCGACGCCAAUAAAUUCGUCGCCUACGUGACCGAGCGACGGAAAAAGCGAAUACUGUUCAAAGGAGAAUAUCUUGACACUCUACCGUACGACUACAAUCGGGUCAUCCUUCCACGUUUGCCAUGUGAUGCGAAUUCCGCAUACAUUCAUGCUAAAGUUGGUUUGAGGGAAAAAGCCUACGUGGUCACUCAAGCGGUUCGUACGAAGCCGAUGAAUGUCGAAUUUUGGCGAAUGGUCUGGGAACUCGGUUCGAAUUGCAUAGUUAUGCUGACCAAAGUGUUCGAUUUUAUGCGGGUAAUGUGCCUCCAGUAUUGGCCACUAACACGGUUCACAUUUGGUGAUAUUGAAGUGGAGACAAUCGACACUCAUACCUAUGCACAUUUUAUUCUAGAG
This is a messenger RNA of Ostertagia ostertagi, 729 nucleotides long. Lineage: Eukaryota; Metazoa; Nematoda; Chromadorea; Rhabditida; Trichostrongylidae. The record is from the annotation of a GenBank genome assembly.